Molecule: messenger RNA, 916 nt
Organism: Panonychus citri (citrus red mite)
Lineage: Eukaryota; Metazoa; Arthropoda; Arachnida; Trombidiformes; Tetranychidae
Exons: 2
Coding region: 123-725 (200 amino acids)
Source: RefSeq, a predicted model, not a curated record
AAAAUUUUUAUAAACAAACAAUUUUUUGUAUUUCUGAUUAUCUUUUCUUCCCUUUUAAUUAAAUUGUUUAAUUGUCUUGGUAUCGUAUUAUUAUUCGUUAAUCAUCUUGUCUUAUUGUAAUUAUGCUCAGUUCAACUUCUUCUAAUCGUCAAGUUUUCCAAGCUUAUCAAUCUUAUCGUAAUAAUAAUAAUGAAUCUCUUAUUGAUCUUUUUACUACAUGUGAACAAGCAAAAUCUAUUUCCAAAUUAGCUCAAUUACCUUUGAGUUCGUCUGAACACGAAAAACUAGUCGAUUAUUUAUUAAACAAAUCCAGAAGUGGCAAACUCCAAGCGAUUCUUUGUCUCCUAUUAAAUGGUAAACUAGAUGAAGCUCAAAAAUAUAAAGAUUUAUGUUUUUCAACAUCAACAAGUGGCGAUGAGAAUGAUGAUGAUCUCUUUCAAAGUGGAAUGAUUAUUUCAGCGAUGAUUGAAUCUUAUGCUAAAAAUUUACCGAAUUUCUCAUCAACAAAACAAUCAACAUCACAAGAACCAAGUACACCAAAAAGUGAAAAAUUCCAUUCUGGACAAGAAACUCAAACACCUUUUACCGAUUCAAGCAUCAUGAAUGAAAGUGUCCGUCGUCGGCGAUCCCGAAAGCCCAAAGAUCAAACCCCGAUGCCAACUCACACAAUGACGACACGAGCUUCGGCCAGAAAGAAGUCUAAUAAAUACCCAAGAUUGAAUUAGUAAAUUGAUUGAUUAGAUUUUUGUAAUUUCUAAAGCUCAUAUUUUCUUUUUCUAUUCAUUUCCUUCCGUUUUGUAAUUCCUUCUGACCUUCCAAAAGUUGAGAGAACAUGUGAUUUAAGAUUAAACCCUCAAAAGACUCGAGAUUCAAUAGGGAAUAAAUUUUAUUAAAUUAAUGAGGUUGAUCAACAUAA